AUGUCUUUUUUAAGUAAACCGCUUGUCAAAAGGUUAAUGGCAGUUUCGCACCGCGAAAAGAUCUCCGACGAGGACUUCAUAACUCGCUGCCGAUUCAUCACUGGUACGAUAAUGGGUUCAGGUUGGGAAUGCAAAGAAUACGAACGGGACUUUUGCAGAUUCAAUUCCAUCAUGAAACCUGUCUGGCGAAAACUAUACGACCGUUGGAUUGAAAACGAGAAAAAGGAAUGGGCUUGCUUUGACAAGCCGGGAAAAUUAGAGUUUGUCAAGAAUAACGCUGUCACAGAGAGUAUCUCCAUGCCCAACGAGUGGGCUUCCGGCAGCGGAAUGGAUGAUGAAAAUAAGAAACAGAUGGCGGGGGGUGAGACAGUGCAGCAAAAGUUGUUCGACAUGCGUGAAGAGAUAGAAGAGAUUUGCGAUUGA
Molecule: messenger RNA, 423 nt
Organism: Fimicolochytrium jonesii
Lineage: Eukaryota; Fungi; Chytridiomycota; Chytridiomycetes; Spizellomycetales; Powellomycetaceae
Exons: 1
Coding region: 1-423 (140 amino acids)
Source: RefSeq, a predicted model, not a curated record